UGGAAAACUCAAAACAAGUUAUAAAUAAGCACGAAUACGAAUAUAUACGAUUCAGCUCUCGGAACAAGAAAAAAGAAGAGAAAAUGGCGGCCAAUUUCUGGACUUCUUCUCACUUCGAGCAGUUUUUGGACCCGGAAGAGGUGGAUGUGGUACAUCAGCAAGAUAAAGAUAAAGGCAUAACCCUUGAAGAAUUUAAGCUCGUUAAGAUGCACAUGACGAAUUGUAUUCAGAAACUGGCUCAAUUUGUUAAAGUGAGACAAAGGGUUGUAGCAACUGCAGUUGCAUAUAUGAGACGUGUCUAUACCAGAAAGAGUAUGAGUGAAUAUGAUCCACGUCUUGUUGCUCCUACUUGCUUAUAUUUGGCAUCCAAGGCAGAAGAAAGCACAGUGCAGGCUAGACUUCUUGUAUUUUACAUAAAAAAAUUAAAUUCUGAUGAGAAGUAUAGAUAUGAAAUCAAAGAUAUACUUGAAAUGGAAAUGAAGAUUUUAGAAGCACUCAACUAUUAUUUAGUUGUAUUUCAUCCUUACCGCACAUUAGUUCAGUUGUUGCAGGAUGCAGGCAUCAACGAUAUGAAUAUGACUCAAUUGUCUUGGGGACUUGUAAAUGACACAUACAAAAUGGACCUCGUCCUUAUACAUCCACCGUAUUUGAUUGCCUUAGCUUGCAUGUACAUUGCUAGUGUAUACCGAGAGAAAGAUACCACCACCUGGUUUGAAGAGCUUCGCGUCGAUAUGAAUGUGGUGAAAAACAUCUCCAUGGAGAUUUUAGAUUUCUAUGAAAACUACCAAACAAUUUCAGAGGAACGAGUGAAUGCUGCUUUCAGAAAACUUUCUUUUAAGCCUUAGAUGGUUGAGUGAAGACAAGCAGCUCUGACAAGCACUGGCAUAACAACAUUGUAUUGCAUGACUGGAUGUUGUUGCCUUGUCUGUUGUAAGCAAUUGUAAAACAGGUAAAUAUGGUUUAGGAACAAGUGAAAACAUGAAGAUCUCUGGUUUGAUUUGACCUACUGGCCCUGUAUGAUAUUACAAUGGUACUAUUACAAGUUUGCAGGUAGAUGAUUACUGAUUAGAGUGCA
Hibiscus syriacus is the source of this 1075-nucleotide messenger RNA. Its product is annotated as cyclin-C1-2-like. The coding region runs from base 84 to 845 and encodes 253 amino acids. Gene Ontology annotation, molecular function: cyclin-dependent protein serine/threonine kinase regulator activity. NCBI's taxonomy places the organism in Eukaryota, Viridiplantae, Streptophyta, Magnoliopsida, Malvales, Malvaceae. Gene Ontology annotation, cellular component: mediator complex; nucleus. Gene Ontology annotation, biological process: positive regulation of transcription by RNA polymerase II. The transcript has 9 exons. The record is from RefSeq and is a predicted model, not a curated record.